Messenger RNA from Paramecium pentaurelia, 369 nucleotides. The record is from the annotation of a GenBank genome assembly. NCBI's taxonomy places the organism in Eukaryota, Ciliophora, Oligohymenophorea, Peniculida, Parameciidae.
AUGAUUCUUCAUUUCGUUUUNAAGGGACAAUUUAAGAAAGACUUUAGAACUGGAUAUGGAGUAAUGCAUUAUGCAAAUGGUGAUAUAUAUUAAGGAGAAUGGUUUGAGGAUCAAAAAUAAGGAAAAGGGAAAUAUUAUUAUAGUAUGACAAAUGAUACAUUCGAUGGGGAUUGGAUUAGAGAUAAAAAGCAUGGAAAAGGAAUAUACACAUUUGGGUAUGAUAAUUAUUCUGAUUUUAGAAAUGGAGAUAUUUAUGAAGGAGAAUGGAGUCAAGAUAAAUGGCAUGGUAAAGGAAAGUAUACUUCAAAAGAUAGAACUUAUAUGUAUGGAGAAUUUAGGAAUCAUAAAUUCGUUACUCCGAUGAAUUGA